Molecule: messenger RNA, 546 nt
Organism: Epithele typhae
Lineage: Eukaryota; Fungi; Basidiomycota; Agaricomycetes; Polyporales; Epitheliaceae
Exons: 3
Coding region: 1-546 (181 amino acids)
Source: RefSeq, a predicted model, not a curated record
AUGAACAUCCACUUCGACUCGAACAGCGUCCACAACUCGAACGUGUACGAUGGCGCGUCAAACAAGUUCCUGUUCAAUCUUGACACGCCCAUCUCCCUCGGAUCGGGCACCACAACCAUCACUAACGUCGACAGGGACGUUGUCGCGGUCUGGGACCGAAGGGCCUUCGGCCGAGACAAGGUGACCAUCCGAGGAGAGGAGAGGUACAUGGUCGACUGGAUGGAUACGCCAAACAUCUUCGGCAGCUCGCGCAGGUUCACCGCUCCCGAUGGGAAGUCGUACACCUGGAAGACGCGUGAGGCUGCUUCUUCGCUCAAGCUCGUCGACGAUCGGUCUGGCCGGACAGUCGCGAAGGCACACAAUGCCCACCACGUCUUCGGCCCGCGCGCGAUGAGCAUCGACUUCGACCCGUCGCUGGCGCAGAUCCUUGACGCGCUUGUGCUGUCGUUCGUGAUCUGCGAGCACAAGCGGCGGGCUCGUGGUCGCUCUCGUGGGGACGGCGGGGCGAUGGCGGGAACGGGAGCGGCGGGCGGUGGAGCGAUGUAG